ACAGCAGAGGCAAGUGUUGCUGCAACCCACAUCAAGGGCUGAAGCACUGAAAUGAGUUUGAAAAUGCUAAAAUUGCCUUCUCCUGCCAUGAAAGAGUUAAGGAGCAAUUCAGCCCACCCUAAAGUUUAGCAGAUGAGCCUAUUGUGGCAAGGGUUUUGCAGUUAGCAACCCGCUUCGAGCAGGAAAUCAAUUUAAACAGAAGUGGGGAGAGGAUGUGCUACAGCAGCAUGGAAAAAUCUGGUACAAAACGGACCAAAAGCUUACAGAUGCAAUAUUGUUCUUCCUGUUCAUCUGCCAGCCCAACCCUGGGGGAGGUUUCUCAGUGCCCUCAAGUGAGAUUCCCUUUUCUGAGGAGAUGCUGGGGAUAACAAGUAACUGCAUGUGGGGGACAUAAAAGAAAACUGAAUCUCACUUGGCAGCCAAUAGGGCAGCAAAUAAAUAAAAAUAAUAAGUGAUUUCUAUUUUUUUCCCAAACAUGAAAAUAUUGAAGCCUGCUGUUCAUCUCUGUAAUUUCAAUUCAUGCAUUUGUCUUUGAAUCCUAAACCCCAAGUGCUUCAAACCUCUUCCUCACAGAUAUUUCAAAGUCAUUCUGAUAUUUUAUCAUUUAAGUAUUUCUGCCUAUGAGCCACGUGCUGUCACAGCUACCAAAGCAGCACAUGCUGUGAGAUGGGGAGCCCCAGCAGAAUUUCCUCAUUUUUGCGGUUUUUCAGACACAAAUUUGUUUGAGGUUUCCUGCUCUUGAUUUCAAAGCUUUCUGUGAUGCCUCACAUCUCUGCUUUAUGUUGGGUUGGUCUGAUAUUCUCCAUUUUCCAGAGAAAAACACCUCCUGCUAUAAAUUCUGCUGAAGAAAACAACCCCACGGUUCAAAUUGCAUCUUUUCCUUGUUUUAAAUGCUUUUUUUAAUUUCAAAAGGGGGGGAAACAGCCAAAAUUCAUUAUUUCCUGCUUUUAUCUUUAAGGCCAUGGUCCUACAUUUGUAAUUUUUUGGUAAAAGUAGAUUAAAAGAAGGAGGAAUAACUAGGUGGUGAAAUAUGAAGGUAUCAUAAUUAAAAAUCAGUGAGUUUUCUUGGUUUUAUUUCCAAAGGGGCUUUAAGGGUACCCUGUGAAGUGCUGGAGAAGAGCAUAGGGCUGUUGCCCUGAUGCACUCAGGUUUGGGGCUCGGUGCAGAAGAAGCUGCCAGGUUGAGGCUCCAGGUGCUGCUGUGGCAGAGGCUCUUUGGCAGCUGCUGGUGAGAGAUCUGCACAGAGAGGGGCAAGGACUUCCUGAGGUGAAGCCACCCCUGCCACCAAGGGGUGACAGCGAGAGGAAAGGGAGAGCUGGCACAAAACCCCUCCGUCACCGAGUCCGCCACCAUGGUCCGGCCAUGGCUCCAUCUCUACAUCUGCCUCCAGAUCCCAGGUUUUUAUACACUUUUAACCCAAACUCCAGAGCACCUUCUAACCCAAACUAACAGUAAAACCGAAAUGCUCUGUGAGGUGAAGAAGGAGCAUACUGGGGUGUACUGGUACCGCUGGAGCCAGGAGAGGCAACAUUUCGAGUUCUUGGUGUUUUCCAACAUGCUGGGCAAAGCCACGUACGGCACAAACGUGAGCCGGGACAAAUUCAGUGUCCAUGAGGCAAGAGCCCACAGCUCCUACAGCCUGCACAUCAGCCACCUGCAUCCCUCAGACAGCGGCACUUACUACUGCUCCAUCUCCCAGUCCUCCCAGCUCCUCCUGGGCAGUGGGACACAGCUCAGAGUGGGUNACACUUUACCUCUGCCUCCAAAGACCACACAGACACCGGUGUCCAAAAAGCCCGUGCCGCGGAUAACCAAAAGCAAAGCUGCCAGCAGGACAGGUCCCUGCAGUCCCCUGGUCUGGAUCCCCCUGGCCGCGGGUGCCCUGCUCCUCCUGCUGGGCCUGGUGCCCGCUGCCCUCCGCCUCCACCGUCUGCGGCGGAGGCUGUGGCUUCGCAUCCACAGGCAGUAAAUCCCAGAAAAUCCCAGUAAAUCCCACUGCCCCCCUGCCUCGGACAGGGAGGAGCCACGGAGCCUCCCCUGCGCACGGCUGAGCAUGAGGCUGACGUGGGCUUCUACCACAAAACAGACAUUUCUUUCCUGCAACCGACCAUGACUUCAACAUUUUCCUUGGCACAACAGCUGGCAAAAGGACCAAGCUGGAGUCUGCAGCAUCCUGAGCAUUUCUUAAAGGAAAGUGAGCAGGGCAAAUGCCACAGCUGGCUCUGCACAGGGGGAAGGGCCUGGUGCACCAAAGGGAUUCAGAUGGGCUGGAAAACUGAGCUCCUUGGGUCUCCUCUGUUCAUCUGUAGGACAGCACAAAGGUGCUUUUUUUGCCCCUGUUAAUACUGGUUGAUAAAAAUUUGAUUUGAUAAAAACAAACACUUAGAGCAACCAGCAGGGAUGGAGAAGACGAAACUUGUAAAGAUCCUGUGCAGGUUUAUUCAGUACCAAAAGUGAAUGUAUCACUCAGUUAUUUUAUUCCCCAGUUUGGUGUCUUUUGGUACUGCUCAGUGAGGGACACGGUUGUGUGGCAAGCAAGGAACCAUGGCCUCCAACCAAGAAAGAGUUAAGGCAGAGCAAAAACUCCAGGGGUGAGCAGAUCUGGGAGGGUGCCUUCUCCCAUGGGAGACUGCAAACACCCAGGAUGGGGAGAGGAAAACCAGACAAAGCCAUGCACACAAGGCCAAACACUUGGCAUAGCCUGAAGGUCAACACCACCUCUGAGAGCAAACAGGCACUCAGGGGCUGGCUCCGAGCCCAGCAGCACAGUGUGGCCAGUGAGUGAUGCCUGGGUGUGCUGAGCCCCAAGCGACCUCUAUGCCCUGACCCCUGUGUGACAUUCCUGCAUGCUGAGCCCCAAGCAAUGCCCAUGUGUGCUGAGCUUUGAGUGAUGCCAGAAGCAGGGAAGGUCUCCCAAGGGGUGUUAACAAGGCUCAGCUGCUGCCCAGGGUG
This is a messenger RNA of Parus major (Great Tit), 2952 nucleotides long. It is a transcript of the gene CD8B, whose product is annotated as CD8b molecule. NCBI's taxonomy places the organism in Eukaryota, Metazoa, Chordata, Aves, Passeriformes, Paridae. The coding region runs from base 1352 to 1969 and encodes 205 amino acids. The transcript has 5 exons. Gene Ontology annotation, molecular function: coreceptor activity; MHC class I protein binding. Gene Ontology annotation, cellular component: cell surface. The record is from RefSeq and is a predicted model, not a curated record. Gene Ontology annotation, biological process: regulation of immune response.